CGCUGACCUUUUGGGCGCUAAAUAGUCGAAGCUUCGUUACCAUGGCUACGACAAAUGCAACAGCGGACAGUCCAUCAAUGUGCUCAGUUCUAAACAUUGUAAACGCUAAAAGUACAGUAGGCAGUGUGAAAUUACCCGCUUACUCCGAGCUGCCGAAAGCGGAGCAUGGCCGGCAUCAACAUCGUUAGUGGGAGUCUUCCGAACAUCUCGCACUCAUUUGCAAAAGCGAGGCACCCGGCUGCUCUGCAAAUACAUGGGAAAUGCACGUUCCCAGACCAGGACAUUCCAAAAGGCGAGCUGUUUUGGAGCAAGAAAGAUUUAUGGAAACACGGCGAAUUCGGUCCCCGAGCCGCGACGGCAAGAGGCGACUUCGGGCUGACUCGAGCUUCCUGGGCUGCAGGUUCAAUCGGCAGUGAAAGCAAUAUUCGAGCUCAGACUGCUAUGGCACGUCUUUCUGUGGACCUAUGGCCAAGACAAAACUAUAAUGUUGAUGAGAUCAUCUUGCUGAUUAAGGAAAAACUACACACCAACCUCCAUAAUGUUCGUCAGAUGUUCCGAGCUAAUGACCCCAAAGGUGAAGGCAAGGUUUCCAAGGAGGCCCUUACCCGCAUUCUUUGGAAUUUAUGUGGAUUUCUUACUUCUCAGCAAAUUAACAGCAUUUUAAGCAGACUUGGUCUUAUAAGCCAUUCCAAAUUUUCGUUUGAUGAUUUUGCUGCUUGUUUUGAAGUGAAGAAGACAGUGCAAAAUGAGUGGCUCACUCCUACUACACCAAAACAAAUUGAAGAUGUUGAAAACAAGCAGAGACAAGGAAAUCAGAAAUAUAAAGGAAAGGAAGAGAAGAGCAUCAGAAAAAUCUGGGACUUUGUCAAAGCAAAAGUGAAUCAAAGUGACUUCUCCCUUGAAAAAUACCUGCCAGCAUCCUGUUUAGGACCCAGUGGCAUUAUCAGCAGGGCACAGCUGAAGAAAUGUGUGGAUGAUAUGGGCUUUGCAAUUAAUGAUGAUGAUUUUGACAGCCUGUGGGCAAGGCUUAACAAGAAUAAUGCAGAUGCUAUCAAAACAGAUUUUCUUUGCAAGCUGCUAAGGAUACCAUGUCAAGGUGUGAAUGAGACAGCAGGAAAAUCUGUCAUGGAAAGAAAUGGAAGAAAAUUAUCUGUUAGAAAUUUGACCUUUGAUGACAUUGUUAAUCUUUUAAAAGAAAAGUUAAAUGAAUCUGCAGUUUCUGUUCUGAAUGCUUUUGCUAAACAUGACAAAGAAAGGACAGGAUAUAUUUCCCGAGUUGCAUUCAGACAAGUGUUAACUCAGUUCAGUAUCCCCAUGGGAGCUGUUGAUCUUGAGCACCUUUUGGCAAGGUUUAAUCUGCGAUCAAAAGAUGGCAUGGUGGCUUAUGAAAGACUUUUAGAAAAGCUACAAAGCCGAUCUACUCUCAGCCUAUUAAAUCAUACAAUAGAAAGCCUGAAUCAGAGUGACCGAGUAGAAGCUGGCAUGUCCUCAGAAGGUCUGACGGCUCCAGAAGCAGAAGCACGUUUGCUGGAAGUUUGUCAUGGACCAUUCUUACGUCUACUAGCAGCUUUCAGGAAAAUUGAUGCGGCAGAGGAUGGUUUUGUUAAUCUUCAGCAGUUUAAGGAAGUCAUUGAAAAGGCAUUUCUAAUAUCUCUGAUGGAAGAACACCUUCAAAGUGCAACAAAUAUGAUUGGAGAUCCUGCAACAAACCUCAUCUCUUAUACUAAAUUUUUCGCUCUGUUUCAAAACAGGCCAUUGACCUCUGAACUAAAGGAAGAAGUAGAAAGGUCUGCAUCUCUCAUGCAUGUUAAAUUUCUGCCAGCCAGGAUGCGUUACAGAGAAAGUUUUAAAGGAGACUGGGCCAGAUACAGCCAUGCUCAAAAGAUUCGGUCACUACAACAGCUGCGUGCCAUUGUUCAUAAUCUGCUUCAGAAAAGGUUUCGUUCCUUUUGCAAAGUGUACAUCAACGUUUGUCAAAAUGAUGCAUGUACGGCAGAUAAGGAGAAGAUGGAUGUCAUCUUCCAAAGGAUGAACAUCAUUCUGUUACCAAUGGAGCUGGAAAAGUUCUGGUAUAGUUUGCCAAUCAGCUACCCUACAGAAGCCAUUUCACUAAGAAAAUUUAUUCGCUAUUUCAGUAAACUUAAGAAAGUAACUGAUCCUGGACCUCAAGAAGACAACCCUGCAACCCUAAUCCAGAUCAAAUUAAAGAGCGACGUCAUCAAGCAGUGGAAACAGAUCAAGACGAUCCUAAAAGCCAGCGAUCCCAGCGGAUCCAAGAAGGUGCCCCUCCGAGUUAUAUACGCCAUGUUCCUGACCCUCAAAUUCAACAUUCAGCCUGCUGAAAUUGAGACUCUGUGCCAAGCUUUUGAUCUCGACAUUGAUGGACACUUUCACUACAUCCAGUUUCUUAAGUAUUACGUAACAAAAGACAAGAAGAAAUGAAAGUUUUAAACUGCAAUUUCAUGCUUCCAGUGCUCAAAUGUGUUAAACUGUCAAAGCAUUUAUGGAAUGAAACAAAUGCCUAGUAAAUCAAUUUAAUAUAUGGAAUAAAAAUGUGUAUCAGCUCAACUGAUUUGCCAAUGUAAUCUGUAGCCUUUUAUUGUGCUCGUACUUUUCUUACUUUGCUGUACAGAAGGCGGACUUUACAGCUUAUCUUUGCGAUUCCUGGUCAUUUAGAGCCACCAAAGCUAGCAGAUAAACAAGUUAAGUACACUAUACUUGAAAUGUUUCAAUACAUU
This is a messenger RNA of Erpetoichthys calabaricus (reedfish), 2738 nucleotides long. RefSeq lists its product as uncharacterized. NCBI's taxonomy places the organism in Eukaryota, Metazoa, Chordata, Cladistia, Polypteriformes, Polypteridae. Gene Ontology annotation, molecular function: calcium ion binding. The coding region runs from base 166 to 2442 and encodes 758 amino acids. The transcript is spliced from 18 exons. The record is from RefSeq and is a predicted model, not a curated record.